UUCUCCCAUUCUGCUUCACUAAAGCUGAGCGUGACAACACAGCGCCACCCGGAAGGCACGAGACGAUCACUGAGGAGCCAAGAAUGAACCGCUUCAAGACGUCCAAAUUUAAGAACACCACUCCGAGGAUCCCCAAGAAGGAUGAGUGGAUCUCAAAUGUGCGAGGAAGCUCCCUCAACUCUCAGGGCAACCAGAUUAAAUCCAGCUGCAGUCUUGUGGCCUUCAACACCGACCAGGCUGGGGGUGGAAUGGUGGGGCUAUGCUCACUUGAUCCCGGACCUGAUGGCAAAUGGACAGUAACUCAAAUUCCAUGUCAUGCUGACCAAGUGACCGAUCUGGAUUUCUCCCCAUUUGAUGACUAUCUCUUGGCCACCUGCUCAGCUGAUGAGACGGUAAAGUUAUGGCGUCUAUGUGAUCCAGGUCAGGAGCAGCCAUUAAGUGCAGAAGCGUCUAUAAAUCCUGGUGAAGGAAGACUGGAGCUGCUGCUUUUCCAUCCCACUGCUGCAGGCUUGCUGGCGGUCGGCUCUGGCAAAGGCAUCCAGGUCUGGGAUACCAGCAGAGACAAAGCCCUGGCAGUUCUGGAGCAGCAUAAGGAGCAGUUGCAUUGUCUGGCCUGGAAAGAGGACGGCUCCCUGCUGGCCUCCACCUGCAAGGACAAAAACCUUCGCAUCUUUGAUCCGAGAGCUCAGCUGUCUGCAGUCCAGUGCUCUCAAGUUCUUUAUAGCAACAAGGAUUCUCGUGUUGUCUGGGUGAAAGGUGAUCAUAUCCUCACUACAGGAUUUAAUCAGAAUCGGCAGCAGGAGGUGCGGCUGUGGGAUUACAGGAAGCUGAACUCUUCUCUGAGCUCUGCAUCUUUAGCCACCUCCAGUGGGACUUUAAUGCCAUUGUUUGAUCCUGAUACCAGUCUCCUCAUUGUGUCGGCAAAGGGAGAAAGUGUGAUUGACUGCUUUGAGGUGACCACUUGCGAGCCAAGUCUUUCACAAGUGAGCCACUGCCUGUGCGACACGUCCACACGUGGAAUAGCAGUGGUGCCCAAACUGGCGCUAGACGUAAGCCGUUGUGAAGUGCUGAGGGUGAUGCAGUUGACUGACAAUUUCAUUAUCCCAAUCAGCUACCAAGUACCUCGCAAGGCAGGACAGGACUUCCAUGCUGACCUGUAUCCAGACACUGCAGGCCACACUGCAGCCAUGACAGCAGAUGAAUGGUGGCAGGGAAUGAACAAGCAAGUGGAAAAACUCAGCCUCCACCCAGACAAGAGGCCAAAGGGGAAAACUCCAGAUAAUCAGGUUGCAGCAAAUGAGCUACCUCGUAGAAAAAGUAAAGAGGUGCCCUCCACUUCCAGUAGUGCCCUCAGUACCCCCAGCGACAGUAUAGCUCCAUCUCGCUCACCCUCCUCCACCAGCGGCCUGUCCUCUGGCUUCCUCCCCAGCCCCAGCCAGAGCUCCCGUGCCAUUCAGAACAUGCUGGGUCCAAGCUCCAGAUUCCGUCACAUUCAGGGCACUGUUCUGCAUCGUGACACCCACAUCACCAACCUGCGUGGCAUGAGUCUGACUACACCUGGCGAGUGUGAUGGCUUCUCUGCCAAUGCGCAGCGAGUGGCAGUGCCUCUGGCCAUUGCAGGAGGGCAGAUUGCGGUGCUUGAGCUUUCUCAGCCUGGGAAGCUGCCAGACACAGCAUUGCCAACCAUCCAGAACUCAGUGAGUGUGGCUGACUUCUGCUGGGAUCCUUUUGACCCUUACAAGCUGCUGGUUGCUGGAGAUGAUGCAAAGAUCCGCAUGUGGAAGAUUCCAAAAGGUGGACUGGUAGAUACACUGACUAUACCUGAGUGUGUUCUACAGGGACACACUGAGAAAAUCUACUCUAUCAAGUUCCACCCACACGCCUCUGGUCUGCUGGUGUCCUCAUCAUAUGACAUGACCGUGCGACUGUGGGACCUGGAAACUCGAAGUGAAGUCAAAAAGCUGAGUGGACACCAAGAUCAGAUAUUUGGAAUGGCUUGGAGUCCCAAUGGCAAGUUGUUGGCUACUGUGUGUAAAGAUGGAAAAGUGCGUGUGUUUGAUCCACGCAAGUCUUCUGAGCCUAUCCAGGAGGGCCCUGGUCCAGAGGGCCACAGAGGUGGCCGUGUAGUCUGGGUGUGUGAUGGCCAGUACCUUCUGGUGUCAGGGUUUGACUGUCGCAGUGAGCGACAUCUUUACCUGUUCUCUGCUGAGUCCUUGGCCUCUGGACCUGUGGGUACUGUACCUGCUGACGUGUCACCCUCAACUCUCAUCCCGUUCUAUGACGCUGACACCAGCCUUGUUAUUCUCACAGGAAAGGGUGAUACACGUGUCUACAUCUAUGAGAUCAUAACAGAAGCCCCUUACUUUAUGGAGUGCAGCAGCUUUCACUCCUCUGAGCCACACAAGGCCUUGUGUUUCUUGCCAAAGACUGCCUGUGAUGUACGUGAUGUAGAGGUGGCCAGAGCUGUCAGACUUAGCAAGACCACCAUUGAGCCAGUGGCCUUCAAAGUGCCUCGAGUCAGAAAAGAGUUCUUCCAGGAUGAUCUUUUCCCUGAGACAGCAGUGUUGUGGGAAUCAGCUCUCAGUGCUGCUGCCUGGCUCUCCGGUUCUAAUGGACAGCACCGCAAGAUCAGCCUGCAGCCUAAAGACAUGACCCCUGUGAGCGAGGCUCCUAAGGAAGCACCAGUGAGGAAGUACGUUCCCUCUUCUGUGUACCUUGAAGAAAAGACAGAUGAACAGAAAAAAGAAGAGCUUUUGAGUGCCAUGGUAGCUAAGCUGGGGAACAGGGAAGAUCCACUGCCACAGGAAUUAUUCGAGGGGGUGGAUGAAGAUGAAUGGGAUGACUAAUGAGAAGCCUGGCUACAGUGCCAUCAACAGAAAAUGAGAGAACGAUCUUGAUUGCUAGCCAUGUCUUUCCUGAAUGCUCAACUGAAAGAAACACUCCAA
This is a messenger RNA of Hemibagrus wyckioides, 2945 nucleotides long. RefSeq names its product coronin 7 (gene coro7). NCBI's taxonomy places the organism in Eukaryota, Metazoa, Chordata, Actinopteri, Siluriformes, Bagridae. Gene Ontology annotation, molecular function: protein binding. The record is from RefSeq and is a predicted model, not a curated record. The transcript is spliced from 28 exons. Bases 84 to 2846 code for a protein of 920 amino acids.